Molecule: messenger RNA, 3872 nt
Organism: Gorilla gorilla gorilla (western lowland gorilla)
Lineage: Eukaryota; Metazoa; Chordata; Mammalia; Primates; Hominidae
Gene: ART1
Product: ADP-ribosyltransferase 1
Exons: 5
Coding region: 105-1088 (327 amino acids)
Molecular function (GO): NAD+-protein-arginine ADP-ribosyltransferase activity; NAD+ poly-ADP-ribosyltransferase activity
Source: RefSeq, a predicted model, not a curated record
GGUGGCCAUGGUGGAGAUCAGCAGCAGCUUCCCCACCCAGGACAAGACCUAGAUGAGGAAACUGAGACCCAAAAAGAGACAGCAACUGGCCCAGGGUCACCAGCAUGCAGAUGCCUGCUAUGAUGUCUCUGCUUCUUGUGUCUGUGGGCCUCAUGGAAGCACUUCAGGCCCAGAGCCACCCCAUCACACGACGAGACCUCUUCUCUCAAGAGAUUCAGCUGGACAUGGCCCUAGCCUCCUUUGACGACCAGUACGCUGGCUGUGCUGCUGCCAUGACAGCUGCUCUCCCGGAUCUCAACCACACGGAGUUCCAGGCCAACCAGGUGUAUGCGGACAGCUGGACACUGGCAAGCAGCCAAUGGCAGGAGCGCCAGGCCAGGUGGCCGGAGUGGAGUCUCAGCCCCACUCGUCCAUCCCCACCACCCCUGGGCUUCCGCGAUGAGCAUGGGGUGGCCCUCCUGGCCUACACGGCCAACAGCCCCCUGCACAAGGAGUUCAAUGCAGCCGUGCGUGAGGCAGGCCGCUCCCGGGCCCACUACCUCCACCGCUUCUCCUUCAAGACACUCCAUUUCCUGCUGACUGAGGCCCUGCAGCUCCUGGGCAGCGGCCAGCGGCCACCCCGGUGCCACCAGGUGUUCCGAGGUGUGCACGGCCUGCGCUUCCGGCCAGCAGGGCCCCGGGCCACCGUGAGGCUGGGGGGCUUUGCUUCUGCCUCCCUGAAGAAUGUUGCAGCCCAGCAGUUCGGUGAGGACACCUUCUUUGGCAUCUGGACCUGCCUUGGGGCCCCUAUCAAGGGCUACUCCUUCUUCCCUGGAGAGGAAGAGGUGCUGAUCCCCCCCUUUGAGACCUUCCAAGUGAUCAAUGCCAGCAGACCGGCCCAGGGCCCCGCCCGCAUCUACCUCCGAGCCCUGGGCAAGCACAGCACCUACAACUGCGAGUACAUCAAAGACAAGAAGUGCAAGUCUGGGCCUUGCCAUCUGGAUAAUUCAGCCAUGGGUCAGAGCCCCCUCUCUGCAGUCUGGUCUUUGCUGCUGCUGCUCUGGUUCCUCGUGGUGAGGGCCUUUCCAGGCGGUCCAGGCCUCCUUUGAUGCAUGAGACACGGGACAGCCUCGCCUGCUGCCUCUGCCCAUCCUGAGGAUGUUGGCCAUGUGUGCUUUCAGUGUAACCAAGAUUCCUGGCAACCCCAUCUGCAGGGAACUCUGGGACCUUCUCUGGUAGCUGCCAGACCGGCUGGUGGAAAAACAGGAGACAAUUUGCGGACUGAACCUUACCCAGGGCUGUAGGAGUAAGACUCUGAAUAAAGGGUUGGGCCGGCGGUGUGGGGGGUACUUCAAGACAGGCAGCAACUAACCUGGCGAUAGAAGGGCUUCAGCUGAUUUGGGGGGUGACUGGAGAGGAAAGCGCUUGGCCGUGAUACCUGCUAGUGUUACUCAGAUGCCUCACGUGUCCAUCUGGAAAGCUUCUGUUCACUCCUCCAGGAAGCCUUCUGUGACCUCUCCCACCUGGCUGGGGUAGUGACCCUGUCUCUACGCUCCCACAGAGCCCUGGAUGCUUCCCUAUACCACCACAUGUCCAUGUCUGUCUGCCACAUCAGACCAUGAGCUUCCUGAGGGAAGGGACUGGGUCGGAGGCACAGAGAUGGUGCCAGGAAAUGUGUGAAACUCAGAAAGGAACAAAUACCUGUGAAUGGCUGGUCCCUGCACUGCCCCUGCCUUGGACACUGUCAAGCUCUCAAUGUCCGUGUGUGGGAAUGGGGUGGACAGUGCCUAACUCCAGCACACAGAGAGAAGGAGAGACGGGAGAGAGAGCUCUAGUCCUCCAUCGGCACCUCGGUCAAAUUCCAUUCUCUUGUCAGCACAGAUGUAACUUCUGCUCUAAUCCAUGAGUCCUGAGGCUCCUCUCAUCACGGCUCACUGUAGCCUCAAACUCCUGGUUUCAAGAGAUCCUCCCACCUCAGCCUCCCAAGUAGCUGGGACUACAGAUAUGUGCCACCACACCUGACUAAUUUUUGUGUUUUUUGUAGAGACAGGGUCUCCCUAGGUUGCCUAAGUUCUUUUUUUUUUAAAGCUAGUCAAAUUUAGCAGUGGGGAAUUAUAUACCAACUUUAGUGACAGUGACAUUAAUAAGUUCUGAUAACCCACCACCAUGGACACCAGCAAUACCCAGACAGCUGGGAAAGCAUUAUUUCUGGAUGUGUCUGUGAGGGUUUGCAGCAGGAGAUUGGCGUGUGAGUUGGUGGACUCAGUGGCAAGUUCCACUCUCAAUGUGGGAGGGCAUGGAGAGGACAAAAAAGUAAGGGAAAGGCAAAUUCACACUCUUUCCUGGAGCUGGGACAUCCUUCUCUUACCACUGGACAUUAGAACUUCAGGUUCUCAGGCUUUGAACUUGGACUUGCGCCAGCAGCCAUGAGACAGACCUGAAGUACAGACAGACCUGGACCCCCAGCUUCCACUACCACAGACCUCAUGGGUAACACAGGGCAUCGAGGAGGGCUAGGUACACGCUUACUUUAUUGAGUCAGGGAUUUGGGGCCAAAUGUCUGUAGGGCCUCCUGCUCUGGAAACUCGACUGAGAAUCCCCGACCCUUUUCCCUGAGCCCCUCAGCAGGGAAAGGUAAGAGCCAAAGCCCUGCAAAGCAGCCACCUAGGAAGGAAGACAGGAAAUGCAGCAGUUCAGUUCAGUUUCUCACUAUAACCCAUGUGCUCCCCACUGAGAGCUCUAAUACCCAGCACAAACAAUUCUGUCCCUCCAAGACAGAUCUUGGCCUUUGUAGAGUUCCUCAUUUUUUUUGGAAUUAGGGGAGUGGCAGGCUCUGGACUUCCUUUAGUUAGGGUGUGUAGACAAUGAGUGCUUCCUUGUGGAUUGUGAAGUCAAGUGUCCCAGGAUCUUAGGAGCAGUGGGGAAGAGACUGGCUGGCCCAAAGACCAGCAACCACUUGGCCGUGGCUGUCCCUUUCUGGAGGAGCUGUGGCUGCAGCAGAUCCCUGUGACUUAGUCCCAGCCCUCACAGGGCCUGCACCAGCACCAGGAGGCUCAUGACCAGGGCCAUGGAGAAGAAGAUGCCCAGGAAGAAGCGGUCCAUCACACGGGCCAGGCGCUUCCAGUCCUCAUGGCAGCGCUGGGCAGCUCGGUGGCUGCGGAAGGUAUUGGCAAUGGUGGCUACGUGGUGCAGUAGGGCUUCCUGGCGGCACAGACAUCGUGGCUCGUGGCAAGGGCCCGCUGGGGGGCCAGCCCCUCCUUCAGGCGACUGGGGGCUAGGAGAUAACUCAGGUGGCCUGGACUGCCCACAGGGCUCCCCUCUUUCCUGCACGCACAGACCCCGUGCCAGGUGUCCCAGCAGGAGGGCCCUAGCCCAGGCUGGCACUGGGCGGGCACUGGGACCACAGUAAUGCAGGUUCAUGAUAAGGAUGGUGAGUGCUGUUGAGAAUGUGACCAUGGUCAUAGUGGCCAUGUAGUACUUCCCUGCAAGAGAGAGAGAAAGCCAAUUGACUCAAAACAAAAGCCUGUGGAUCCUGAGCUUCCCAGCCACCUCUGCACAAAUGGAAAUAAGCCCACCAUGAAGCUCUCCAGACCCUCCAAGCCCCAUGGAUGGAAGCAGGAAGGAGGUAAGGGCCGAGUUCUCCCCAUCCUUCAUUCCUACACGUGGGUCAUCAGAAGCUACUGCUCUCUAAUUGCUCCCCUCACUGCUGGAGGCUGCACUCAUACACAAUCCAGGACAGUCCCGCUCUCAAAUAACGACGGGCAUGAGCUGGGGCAAGAUACGAAUCCUUUUUGUACAAAUGGGAUACCCAGAGGACCUACUUCCUAGGUUUGUGGUGAUGCUUACCUGAGUUAAUAAAGGUCAAGUGCUUAGGGGAGUGCCUGGCACACAGC